Messenger RNA from Rhododendron vialii, 697 nucleotides. RefSeq lists its product as uncharacterized. The transcript is spliced from 3 exons. The record is from RefSeq and is a predicted model, not a curated record. NCBI's taxonomy places the organism in Eukaryota, Viridiplantae, Streptophyta, Magnoliopsida, Ericales, Ericaceae. Bases 122 to 697 code for a protein of 191 amino acids.
GGUUAACGAAGAGGAAUCAAAUGAGGAGGAGGAUAACAAAGAGUAAUCGGAUGAGGAGGAGGGCAUUAAAUACAAAGACUUCAUAAAUGCCGUGCAUCAGCGAGACUUGUAUGUCAUACAAAUGCUAAUGGAGAAAGUUGAUGAAAGCAGCCCCAAAAAAAAAAAACAGAGGAUACCGUACCUUACGUCGGGCAACAACGGUUUGGAUUGGGUGAUGUCAGCAUUAAAUUUCGAGAAUCCUAGAAAGUGUCCUAAAGUCUUCGGGAUGAAAAAGGAAGUGUUCGGAAUGCUAUGCAAUGAAAUGGUUAAUAAAUACGGCUUCCACACAGAAACAAAAUGUGCGGUCGGCAUAAUUGAGAGCCUUGCAAUGUUCUUGUCCUUAUUGUGUGGACAGACCCUUAAACAGAUCCAGGAACAAUUCCAACGUGGGCAAGCUACUUGUUUGAGGCAGAUCAACAAAGUCCUAAAAUGUAUGUUAAAUUUGGCGGCGCACGAAAUAAAGCCAAAAAGGGAUUACAAUGACCCACAUCCUUACUUGCAAGUUAGACCUCAGUACAGACAUUUCAAGGAUUGCAUUGGGGUUAUGGAUGGUACUCAUGUAUUUUGCAAGACUAAACCGAAGGAUGCAAAAAAAUUCCAGGGAUGUAAGAAGGGCCACACUACGAACAUAAUAGCGGAGCAAUGCAUGAUUAUUUAA